Molecule: messenger RNA, 1036 nt
Organism: Contarinia nasturtii (swede midge)
Lineage: Eukaryota; Metazoa; Arthropoda; Insecta; Diptera; Cecidomyiidae
Gene: Gos28
Product: Golgi SNAP receptor complex member 1
Exons: 6
Coding region: 119-787 (222 amino acids)
Biological process (GO): endoplasmic reticulum to Golgi vesicle-mediated transport; vesicle fusion
Cellular component (GO): SNARE complex; Golgi membrane; cis-Golgi network
Molecular function (GO): SNAP receptor activity
Source: RefSeq, a predicted model, not a curated record
UGAAAAUUGAUGAUGUUUUUUGUGUUUAAAUUUAUUGUAUUUUGCAAGUAAAUCGAACCUUAAGUCAUCGUGUAUUCCCUAGAAAAAAGUAGAGGAACGAAAAAAAUAACUUUUCAAAAUGGGUGCUUCAGAAUGGGAUGUUCUUCGAAAACAAGCUCGGAAGCUGGAGAAUGACAUCGAUAUGAAAUUGGUGGCAUAUAGUAAAAUUGGAACAUCGACAAUGCCCAGCACAUCGGCCGACACAGCGCCACUUUUAAGCGAACACGUAUUCGAUUCACUGUCGAUGGAAAUUGAACAAAUGCUCGACAAACUAUCGGAAAUAAAUGAUAAAAUGUCUGAGAUUCCACUAACCGCCGACUCAUACAUGAUACACACAUUGCAACGUCAUCGUGAAAUUUUUAAUGGCUACAAACAAGAGUUUAGUAAAAUUCAAGCAAAUCACACGACACGAUUGGAGCGUGAAGAACUAUUACGUGGAUCCGGUAUUUCAAUGGGCAGCGGGCUGAGUCGACGCGAUAUGUACUUGAAGGAAAGCACACAUUUGCAUGGAUCACAUGGCCUUGUAAGCGAUCAAAUCAGCAUCGCAAUGGAAACAAAGGAGCAUUUAUUAUCGCAACGUCAACAAUUUAAACGAUUUCAAACGCGCUUGAACGAUAUGUCAAAUCGAUUCCCAUUGAUAUCAAGCUUAAUUCAAAAGAUUAAUAUCCGAAAACGACGGGAUUCCUUCAUUUUGGGCAUAGUUAUGGCCAUUUGCACAUUUUUAUUAAUCCUAUAUGCAUUCAAUUAAUAGUUAUAGCAUUGGAAUUGAACUCUUUUUUUUAUCUAUACGUCAAGCAUGAAAUUUUCAUUUGAUACGAUUGAUUAUCAAUAUCGUUAAAUCUGUAGGGUUGCAAUGUUAUUAAAGUAAAGAGGAAAAUCUUAGAGAGCAUUUUAUGAAACGAAAGAGAUAUCAUUAUAUACAUAUAUAAAGAAUGUAAAUAAAUUGAGCGCAUAAUCUUUUAUAAUAUCGUCAAGCAAAAAUAAAAAUUUAUUUCAU